Hipposideros armiger (great roundleaf bat) is the source of this 3423-nucleotide messenger RNA. It is a transcript of the gene KCNH8, whose product is annotated as potassium voltage-gated channel subfamily H member 8. Gene Ontology annotation, biological process: potassium ion transmembrane transport; regulation of membrane potential. The transcript has 14 exons. Gene Ontology annotation, molecular function: voltage-gated potassium channel activity. The record is from RefSeq and is a predicted model, not a curated record. Lineage: Eukaryota; Metazoa; Chordata; Mammalia; Chiroptera; Hipposideridae. Bases 1 to 2823 code for a protein of 940 amino acids. Gene Ontology annotation, cellular component: plasma membrane.
AUGCUCCAAAGCACCAUACAUUACUGCCAACUAGAUGAUAGCAACUUCAUCCUAGCCAAUGCCCAGGUGGCGAAGGGUUUCCCCAUAGUCUACUGUUCUGAUGGCUUUUGUGAGCUUGCUGGAUUUGCCCGAACUGAAGUCAUGCAGAAGAGUUGCAGCUGCAAAUUCUUAUUUGGGGUUGAAACCAACGAGCAACUGAUGCUUCAAAUAGACAAGUCACUGGAGGAAAAAACAGAAUUCAAAGGAGAAAUUAUGUUCUACAAGAAGAAUGACAAAGCCAGAGGAAGAUCAAGAGCAGGUACUCACUUUGACUCAGCCCGGAGACGGAGUCGAGCAGUCCUUUAUCACAUCUCUGGGCACCUGCAAAGAAGAGAAAAGAACAAAUUGAAAAUAAAUAAUAAUGUUUUUGUAGAUAAACCAGCAUUUCCGGAGUAUAAAGUUUCUGACGCAAAAAAGUCCAAAUUCAUCCUUUUGCAUUUUAGCACUUUUAAAGCUGGCUGGGACUGGCUUAUUCUGCUGGCAACGUUUUAUGUUGCCGUGACUGUACCUUACAAUGUUUGCUUUAUUGGCAACGACGACCUGUCCACGACUCGGAGCACCACAGUCAGUGACAUUGCCGUGGAGAUUCUUUUUAUUAUAGAUAUUAUUUUAAAUUUCCGAACAACCUAUGUCAGCAAGUCUGGCCAAGUUAUCUUUGAAGCAAGAUCAAUUUGCAUCCACUAUGUCACAACCUGGUUCAUCAUUGAUUUAAUCGCUGCCCUGCCUUUUGAUCUCCUGUAUGCUUUCAACGUCACAGUGGUGUCUCUCGUGCACCUGCUGAAGACUGUGCGGCUACUGCGUCUUUUGCGUCUCCUGCAGAAGCUGGACCGUUAUUCCCAACAUAGCACCAUCGUCCUGACCCUGCUCAUGUCCAUGUUUGCGCUCCUUGCACACUGGAUGGCGUGUAUCUGGUAUGUCAUUGGAAAAAUGGAGAGGGAAGACAACAGCCUUCUGAAGUGGGAAGUUGGUUGGCUCCAUGAGUUGGGGAAGAGACUGGAGUCGCCAUACUAUGGCAACAAUACCCUGGGGGGCCCGUCGAUCCGAAGUGCCUACAUUGCAGCGCUGUACUUCACCCUCAGCAGCCUCACCAGCGUUGGGUUUGGGAAUGUCUCUGCCAAUACGGACGCAGAGAAGAUCUUUUCCAUCUGCACCAUGCUGAUUGGUGCCUUGAUGCAUGCCUUGGUGUUUGGAAAUGUAACAGCGAUCAUACAGAGGAUGUACUCCAGAUGGUCCCUGUAUCACACUAGAACUAAGGACCUGAAAGACUUCAUACGUGUCCAUCACCUGCCCCAGCAGCUCAAGCAGAGGAUGCUCGAAUAUUUCCAAACAACCUGGUCAGUCAACAAUGGAAUAGAUUCAAAUGAGCUUCUGAAAGACUUUCCAGAUGAGCUACGUUCUGACAUCACUAUGCACUUGAACAAGGAAAUCUUACAGUUGUCCCUUUUUGAGUGUGCCAGCCGGGGCUGCCUCCGGUCCCUGUCUCUACACAUAAAAACCUCUUUCUGUGCUCCGGGGGAGUAUCUGCUGCGCCAAGGAGAUGCUUUGCAGGCCAUCUACUUUGUCUGCUCGGGCUCCAUGGAGGUCCUUAAAGACAGCAUGGUGCUGGCUAUUCUUGGGAAAGGGGAUUUAAUUGGAGCCAAUCUAUCAAUUAAGGACCAAGUGAUCAAGACCAAUGCAGAUGUGAAGGCUUUAACCUACUGUGAUCUCCAGUGUAUCAUCCUCAAAGGACUCUUUGAAGUGCUAGACCUCUACCCAGAAUAUGCUCACAAGUUCGUGGAAGACAUUCAGCAUGAUCUCACAUACAACCUUCGAGAAGGUCAUGAGAGCGAUGUGAUAUCAAGAUUAUCGAACAAAUCUACGGUCUCACAGCUAAAAAUUUCCUUUAUUCUAAACAGGAUUGUUGAUGGAAUUGAAGAUGGAAAUAGCAGUGAAGAAAGCCAGACUUUUGAAUUUGGCUCUGAACGAAUCAGGCCAGAUCCCAGAAUUUCUCCUCCUCUCAGAGACCCAGAGAUUGGAGCUGCUGUUCUUUUCAUCAAAGCAGAGGAGACCAAGCAGCAGAUAAAGAAACUCAACAGUGAGGUAACAACGCUGACUCAGGAGGUCUCUCAAUUAGGUAAAGACAUGAGGAAUGUGAUGCACCUUCUAGAAAAUGUUCUGUCACCCCAGCAGCCAUCAGGGUUUUGCUCUCUGCACACUGCCUCUGUGUGUCCCAGUAGGGACAGCUCACAGACCAGGAUGACCUGGAGUACGCAUCAGCCUUGCCUGCACGUGCAAGCAGGUGGAGCUGCUUAUACUCAAGCACAACUUUAUCACGGUCAUGCCACUUCUGAUAUUUGGAGUGUGGACCCCUCCUCUGUGGAGGGCAGCCCCCAACGAACUGGAGCUCGUGAGCAACAUCCUGCAGACCGUGAACUCUGUCACUCUCCACACCUGGAUUUUUCACCUGCCCACCACCAGGUUGUCCAAGAAGGUCAUUUGCAAUUUUUAAGGUGCAUCUCUCCACAUUCAGAUAGCACGCUGACGCCCCUGCAGUCCAUUUCAGCGACUCUCUCGUCCUCUGUCUGCUCCUCCUCGGAAACAUCUUUGCACCUGAUUCUCCCAAGCAGAUCUGAGGAGGGCAGCCUCAGCCAGGGAGCCGUGAGUUCCUUCAGCCUGGAAAACUUGCCAGGAUCUUGGGAGCGGGAAGGAAUGGCAUCAACCUCUACUGAACCUUUGGAGAACUUUCCACUGGAAGUUGUCACAAGCACAGCAGAAGUGAAAGACAAUGAAGCCAUAAACGUAUGACAUUAGUGCAUGUGAGGCAGCUGCCAGUUUCGGACCCGCCACUGCAUGACAGCUUUUGUUUGCCUUUUUUUUUUUUUCUGCCUCCAGCGGGCCUGAAGACUGGGCAGAUUUGAGAGUCCUGCCCAAGAGAGUAUGAGGUGCCAGGGAGAGUCACAACCACCUCCAUACUGUCGCAAAGACUUCCUAGAUCCUAGAAUCAUAAUAGAAACAUUCUCCUGUACAGGUAUUAACUUACCGGUCUGUUUGACAGACUUUGGUAAAAGUCCAAAGACCCUGAGGGUCUGAGCAGCUAGAAGUCCCAGACAAAGAAUUUGUGAAUUCCUUUUUGUCCUAGGUGGCUUUUGUGAAGAGCGGCAAAGGUUUUUCCUGAGUGCCUAUUUGUCAUGCUUGAACAAUAUCCGUAGCACUGUUGGCCUCGGGAGUGAGUGCACAGCUCCCGCUGAUCUAUUUUAUUUUUUGUGAAGGCAAAGGGACAAUUAUCACUGCAUGUCAUCUCCUAGACAAUCAGUCAAAUAGAGCUGGUGGCCAGUGGUUAGCUAUUGCACGUUAUUUGCCAUGUAAAUGAAUAUGUCUUUAUUUAUCAAGAAAAAAAAAGAGAGG